AUGGAGAAAGCUGUUAAAUUAUUGUCGAAAUAUUUUGUGCCUUAUAUAAAUGGAUGUUUGUUGACUUUUUAUCCUUACGAGAAAUGCUGUCGUCCUUUUUACCAUACUGCCUAUACGUUGGAGCAGUACGAAAAGCGAUGUGGUGUUCAAAUUAAGGACUUAUGCAAGGAUUGCCCGAGUUCAUUUGUAAUUGAUAAGUUGCUGGAAGAAUUCGAGCAUAUUGUCAAUGGACAUAAUGGAAUUUUGCCGGCUGAUGCUGUGAAUGGAAAUGUGUUUGAAAAUGAAAAAGUUACGGAUGGCUACGAGGAUUCGCUGCAGCAGGAUAGUGUUUCGAUUGCAACCGCAAAUGAAGAGAGUGUAGUACAGGAUCAGACGACAGUCACUGAGAACCGGGACCUUGAUAUUCCCACACAAGAACAACAACAGUCCGACGAUAUCCAAGAAAAUAAUUCAGUUCACUAG
Messenger RNA from Gongylonema pulchrum, 462 nucleotides. The record is from the annotation of a GenBank genome assembly. Lineage: Eukaryota; Metazoa; Nematoda; Chromadorea; Rhabditida; Gongylonematidae.